CCAUCACUCUGGCCGCUCGUUAGAGCCAAAAGAAAUGGCACCAAAGAAGAAGCAAAACAGCAACAAAAAACCGAAUACAAAACCCCAAUCGUCAUCGUCGUCCGGUCCUCGCCUGCAAAUUUCAGCGGAGAAUGAGAAUCGGCUGCGGCGGCUUUUAAUUAACUCGAACCGGUCGAUCACUCAACCGCCGCCUCCGGUUCAAGAGAAUAAUCUCUCGAAAGCUCAAAAGGCUAAGAGACUUAAAAAUGUGUAUGAGAAGCUUUCAUGUGAAGGUUUCUCUAAUGAUCAAAUUGAACUCGCUCUUACUUCGCUUAAGGAUAAUGCGACAUUUGAAUCUGCUUUGGAUUGGUUAUGCUUGAAUUUACCUGGAAUUGAGCUUCCUUUGAAGUUUUCUAGUGGAACUUCUCUUUACUCAACAAAUGAAGGUUCUGUUAGUGUUAUAUCAACUGCGCGGGAAGAUUGGACUGCUUCAGAUAAUGCUACUAGGACUGAGGAUGUGGAACCAGUUUCUGUUAGAAUCAAGGGGCGGUGGGAUGAUGAAGAUACUCUAAAUUCGCGCCAACCAUCACAGGCAGAUUGGAUCAGGCAAUAUAUGGAGCAACAGGAUGAGGAUGUGUCUCAAACCUGGGAAGAUUAUGCACCUGAUGGGAGUUUUGUUAACAAGGAUCCUGUUCCACGGUCUUAUGACAUUAUUGUUAAAGAAUACUGUGCAGCACGACUGGAAGCUACACAAGCUAAAGAAAAAAAAGAUAGGAAAAGUCAGGAGCAAGCUGGUCAAGUUAUUCGCAAACUUAAGCAUGAAUUGCCUUCUCUAGGAUUAUCGGAGGACAUAUUGGAACAAGAGUUUGUCCAUGAUUUUGCUUUACCUUCUGUGCCUGAAGGCAUGCUUGCAAGUUCCACGCGGGAUGAGAAACUUCAGGCCAAGGCAUCAUCUUGUGCAGAAGACAAUGUGGUCUUUGUUUUACCAUCAAAGGAGUUACCAGCAGAUUCAAGUGAGAUAGAUUGUUCAAGUUCUCUUGCAAUUCCAGUCGAGUGCAUUCCUUCCACUGUACCUGUUCAGAAUAAAACUAUCUUAGAAGAUGAGGCUGGAGAUGUAGAGCUCGGUGAUUUCUUUUUGGAGGAUGCUGUGUCUAAUGAAGCUUUAUCUUCUGGAGUGUUGGAAUUACAGAAGAAGGAAAAACUGAGAGAAUUCUCCAGUGAGAAGAAUUUAGAGAAAUUGGAUGGAAUCUGGAAAAAGGGAGACCAACUGAAGAUUCCUAAAGCUGUUCUUCACCAACUAUGCCAAAAAUCUGGGUGGGAAGCUCCAAAAUUUAACAGACUGCAUGAAAAGAGAAAAGGAUUUUUUUAUUCUCUUAGCAUAUUACGCAAAGCCAGCGGUAGGGGCAAGAGUAAAAAAGCUGGAGGACUGGUCACUCUUCAGCUUCCUGACCAAGAUGAAACUUAUGAAACUGUUGAGGAUGCUCAGAAUAGAGUUGCAUCAUUUGCUCUUCAUCAGCUUUUUCCGGAUUUACCGGUACACUUGAUAGUUACCAGCCCGUACGCAUCUCUUAUUUUGGGGUGGAAAGAAGAGGAAUUAUCAAGCAAAGUUGAAAACAGUAUAGAGGAUCGGAGGGCUGGUUUUGUGGAUCGAUUACUGAAUGCAGAUGAAUUGGAUACCAGUGUUGGUUCUAUUAAUAGGCCCUCAGAAACAAUACAAAUCUCGCACAUUGAAGAAAGGGAUAGUUUGAGUAAUGCUGGUGCUGAUUUAGCAACACAAAGAGAGAACCGUGUUGUAGAUGUGGAAAGCUCUUAUUUGAGACAGGAGCAAGAGAAGAAAAAGAAAAUGCAGAAAUACAAGGACAUGUUGAAAAAUAGAGCUGCUCUUCCUAUUGCUGGAUUACAGAAUGAGAUAUUGCAAAUGCUAAAGGAAAAUAAUUUUCUCGUAAUUUGUGGGGAAACAGGUUCUGGGAAGACUACACAGGUUCCGCAAUAUAUAUUGGAUGACAUGAUCGAAUCAGGAUGUGGUGGACAGUGUAACAUUAUAUGCACGCAGCCGAGGAGAAUAGCGGCUAUUUCUGUGGCUGAAAGAGUUGCUGAUGAGCGAUGUGAACCUUCACCUGGUUCAAGUGGCUCUUUGGUUGGUUAUCAAGUUCGUCUUGAUAGUGCAAGGAAUGAGAAAACAAAACUACUAUUUUGUACAACAGGGAUUCUUUUGAGGAAGCUGGCGGGAGAUAAAAACUUGACUGGCAUAACCCAUGUCAUAGUUGAUGAGGUGCACGAGCGGUCCCUUUUGGGUGAUUUUUUACUCAUUGUUUUGAAGAACCUGAUAGAGAAGCAAGCUGAUCAUGGCACACCGAAGCUGAAAGUUAUUCUUAUGUCUGCAACUGUUAAUUCAACUUUAUUUUCAAGUUACUUUGGACACUGCCCUGUUCUUACUGCGCAAGGCCGAACUCAUCCUGUGACAACUUAUUUUCUUGAGGAUAUAUAUGAAAGUAUUGAUUAUCAUUUGGCUUCAGAUUCUCCAGCUGCUUUUAGUAACCAAACUUCCACAAUUAAUAAGAGUGGUUCAGUGAACAACCGUAGAGGAAAGAAGAAUCUUGUCUUAUCUGGAUGGGGUGAUGAUUCUCUACUUUCAGAAGACACUGUUAACCCGGAUUACGAUUCAAGCAGUUAUCAAUCCUACUGUGAGCAAACACAUAAGAAUUUGAAAAGGUUAAAUGAAUAUAUCAUUGAUUAUGAUCUGCUAGAAGACUUAAUAUGCCACAUUGAUGAAACAUACGGUGAAGGUUCAAUACUUGUUUUUUUGCCUGGUGUAUCAGAAAUUCACAUGCUGCUUGACAGGUUAGUAGCUUCUUAUCGAUUUGGGGGACCAUCAUCAGAUUGGAUUCUCCCUUUGCAUUCGUCUAUAGCUUCAGCGGAUCAGAAAAAGGCGUUUUUACGUCCUCCUGGGAAUAUACGUAAGGUUAUUAUAGCAACAAACAUUGCAGAGACGAGUAUAACAAUUGAUGAUGUAGUUUAUGUGAUUGAUUGUGGAAAGCAUAAGGAGAACCGGUAUAAUCCUCAAAAGAAAUUAACAAGUAUGGUUGAAGAUUGGAUAUCUCAAGCAAAUGCUAGGCAACGCCGUGGAAGAGCUGGGCGUGUUAAACCUGGAAUUUGUUUUUGUUUGUACACACGUCACAGAUUUGAGAAACUCAUGCGGCCAUAUCAGGUCCCUGAGAUGCUUCGUAUGCCGUUAGUGGAACUGUGUUUGCAAAUUAAGAUACUUUCUCUUGGUCAUAUAAAGCCAUUUUUAUCAAAGGCUUUGGAACCUCCUAAGGAUGAGGCCAUGACCUCUGCGAUUUCGUUGCUAUUUGAGGUUGGAGCUGUGGAGGGGGAUGAAGAGUUGACGCCUCUUGGACAUCAUUUAGCAAAACUUCCUGUUGAUUUAUUGAUCGGAAAGAUGAUGCUGUAUGGUGCAAUAUUUGGUUGCUUGUCACCUAUUCUUUCAAUAUCUGCGAUUCUUAGCUACAAAUCACCUUUUGUGUACCCAAAAGAUGAGAAGCAAAAAGUUGAAAGAGCAAAGCUUGCACUGUUGACUGAUAAGGUAGAUGGCUCUGGUGAGUUGAAUGACGGUUACAAGCAAUCUGACCACAUCAUAAUGAUGGUUGCGUACAAGAAAUGGGAAAACAUUUUGAAUGAGAAGGGAGUUAAAGCUGCACAACAAUUUUGCAGUUCUCAUUUUCUGAGCCAUUCAGUACUGUACAUGAUAAGAGACAUGAGGAUACAAUUUGGAACCCUGCUAGCAGACAUAGGGUUUAUUAAUCUUCCAAAAAAUUAUCAGAUUUUAGGAAGAAACAAAGAGAAUCUCGAUGUUUGGUUGUCUGACAAAUCGCAGCCUUUUAAUAUGUAUUCACAUCAUUAUUCAAUUGUAAAGGCCAUCUUAUGUGCAGGUUUAUACCCCAAUGUGGCUGCUAGUCAACACGGCAUCACUGCAACAGCUAUCAACAACCUCAAACAGUCUGCUAUAUCUGCAAAAGGUCAUCCAGUCUGGUAUGAUGGAAGAAGGGAGGUUCAUAUACACCCUUCUUCAAUCAACAGUAGUGUAAAAGCAUUUCAGCACCCAUUCCUCGUCUUCCUAGAAAAGGUUGAGACCAACAAAGUAUAUCUGCGGGAUACUACUAUUGUAUCUCCCUACUCAAUAUUGAUGUUUGGUGGAUUCAUUAACAUUCAACAUCAGACAGGACUGGUCACCAUGGAUGGAUGGUUAAAGCUAACAGCUCCAGCGCAAUAUGCUGUCUUGUUUAAGGAGUUCCGAUCAGCUCUCCAUUCUAUACUGAAGGAACUUGUUCAGAAGCCAAAGAACACAACAAUCGUUGAUAAUGAGGUCAUCAAAUCUAUGAUCCAGUUGUUGUUAGAUGAAGACAGACCUUCAAAAUGAUUUACAGAGCGACAAACACUGAGGGAGGCAAUGGUUUAUCUUGUCUAUUUGAUGCUUCACCCUAUAUGUAUCAAGCUAGCUACCAUGGAGGAUUCAAAUGUUGGUUCCAGAAUUCGUCUAGGCAGAAUGUGAGAGCUUAAUCUUAUCUUUCAUGCCCAAUCAUGUUCUAAUCUAAUGCAUCGGUAAGUAAACUUUAGAGGUCAAUGUAAUCAUUAGGCCUGGUAUAAUGGAUUCAAUGCGAUAUGAAUAAUUGAUAUUGUUUCACAUAUAUAUAGAAAUUCUUAAAUAAGUAUAUUUUAUACGAAA
Messenger RNA from Mercurialis annua (annual mercury), 4702 nucleotides. RefSeq names its product DExH-box ATP-dependent RNA helicase DExH7, chloroplastic. NCBI's taxonomy places the organism in Eukaryota, Viridiplantae, Streptophyta, Magnoliopsida, Malpighiales, Euphorbiaceae. Bases 35 to 4396 code for a protein of 1453 amino acids. Gene Ontology annotation, molecular function: ATP binding; RNA binding. The record is from RefSeq and is a predicted model, not a curated record. Gene Ontology annotation, cellular component: intracellular anatomical structure. The transcript has 34 exons.